GGUGGUUCGACAUCAACGGAGCGGCAAGUCAGUUGCUGUUCGCUGCUCUCGUCAGUGACAACGUCCUCCGUUGUCGGCUGAUGUGCCCCAUACAUCUUCGGUACGAUUAGAGUUUAGCUGGUCUUCUUCGUUGUAUUAUCAAUUAGUACUAGUCGACCAUAAUCUCCUGAGGCGCAUCGAACCCUCGAGCUACAUAGGUCAAAGAUCACGGAAUUUCUAUUUUCCUAUUUUCAAGAAUAAAUAGAACCCUACGCCAUCAUGAGUACAAAGCAGUUUGACAUCGUUCCAUCGGAUAACAUGCUCGAGAAAGAUUCCAGCUACACGAGAGGACAAAAUGCCAGCUUUGGACGGCUCCUACUCCGGUUCCUAGCGAUAUACUGGCGUUCCAUUGUCGUUGUAGGAGCACCCCUAGUUUUUCUACCCAUACCCAUUAUUUAUACCACAACCACAUUCAGAUGUUUUUACAUUGUUAUAAUAAUGGCGAUCUUUUGGGUGACGGAAGCUUUGCCGCUGCCCAUGACCUCCUUCAUGCCAGUUUUUUUUUUCCCGUUGAUGGGAAUUCUGAGUACGACCGACACUACAACUUGUUAUCUAAAUGACACAACUAUGAUGUUCCUCGGAAGUCUUAUUAUAGCUGUGGCGAUCGAACAUUCAGGACUACACAUGCGAAUCGCAUUAUUAAUCAUCAAAACAGUCGGAUGUGGUCACAGGAGGUUGAGCGCCGGUAUUUUCUUCGUCACAAUGUUCAUAUCGAUGUGGGUUUCCAAUACUGCAGCUACCGCUAUGAUGAUUCCAAUCAUCCAAACAGUGCUCAUGGAAUUGGAAAACCAAGGACUGGGUCCUAUGUUUAUAGAAGAAAGGGACAAUGUCGAAUCGAACGAAGAUGGUACACCUGCUAAGAGGCCCACCAAUACUACGAUGAAUUACUUUUUGAUUGCAUCCUAUGCAUCUAGUAUCGGUGGCACUGGAACAAUGGUAGGCAGUGGAACUAAUUUAACGUUCAAAGGAAUUUUCGAAACUCGUUUCCCAGGGAGUGGUGGACUCAAUUUCUCCGAUUGGAUGUAUUAUGCCAUUCCACAAAUGCUUGUCUGUGCCGUGCUCACUUGGCUGUGGCUGCAAAUCAUGUACAUGGGGCUGUUUAGACCAAAUAGCAAAGAUGCGCAGGCAAUAAACAUAGGCAAAGAGGGUGAAAAAAUUGCGGAAAACGUCAUUAACCAGAAAUAUAAAGAAUUGGGGCCAAUUACAUGGCACGAAUCUGCUGUCGCAGGGUUAUUUGGUAUUGUCAUUCUUAUGUGGUUCUUCAGAAAACCUGGAUUCAUGACAGGCUGGCCCCAACUUAUCACGGAUUUGGGCUACAAAGAUUCCAGCUCAGCAAUUUUCGUGGCACUCAUGAUGUUCAUACUCCCAGCUAAGUUGGACUUCCUCAAAGCCUUCAGUAAAGACCCUAGGAAACGUCCGACGAAACCAAGCCAAGGAUUGAUAACCUGGCAGUUGAUUCAGACGAAAAUGCACUGGGGUCUCAUGUUUGUUCUUGGGGGUGGCUUCGCGUUGUCCUCCGGCAGUACAUCUUCUGGAUUAUCCACAGUUUUAGGAAAUUCAUUAACGGGUUUGCAGAAUCUCCAUUCCAUAGCCAUUUUGUUCAUAGUGUGUCUGUUGGCUGAGUCGGUUACGGAAUUGACAGCUAAUGUGGCUGUUGCCAAUGUGAUAUUACCAGUACUUGCAGAAUUAGCUGUAUCGAUCAAAGUGCACCCGUUAUAUUUGAUGAUGCCGGCUGGACUGUGUUGUUCAUUUUCAUUUCAUCUACCAGCUGGGACACCACCAAAUGCAAUUAUAACUGCAGCAGGACACAUAAAAACCAAAGAUUUGAUCAUAGCUGGUAUCGGACCAAGUAUUAUCACACUGGUUGUGUUGACCGUCGCAUUCCCAACUUGGGGAAACUUUAUAUAUCACGUUAAUGAGUUCCCAUCUUGGGCCAACCGAUAGCGACCAAAGGAAACUAACAGUAAAUAAAAAUUGUAUAUGCCUACACAGACAACGUGUGCUUGAGGAGAAUAUGGAUUUCUCUAACCGUCCCAAUAUCUCGGGAAGUUUUAAUACCUGACAACUUGUUGGACCAACUUGUAAAUAGAUUUCUGAAAUAGCACACAGCGAAGAGAAUAGCUGAGUACAUUCAGUACUAAAAACCAAAUAUCUGACUAUAAAGUACACGUAUUAUAAAAAAUCUGACUUAAUAAUUAAGGAAUGUGAAGCGGCCAUAGAGAGAUAUGUUCGAAAGGCUCGAUAAUUCAUAAACAAGAUAGAUUUUAUAAUUUCAAACAAGGUUGUGAUGAUGUUAUGUUGUGAUUAUUUGUCUGGUUGUUGACAUAUCAACAAAGUAUAAUGUAGGUAGAAUGUUUCAACGAGAUAGUAAAGCAAUGAAAAUUAGAAACACUUUGCCUUCUUAUAUUUUGUGAUAAAUAGGCGAUACAUGUUUUCCUCUGAUGUAAUCUAAUGAAUGACUUUAUCUGAACCAAGUUUAUUUGAAAAGUAUUGAAGCGGUUUCCCAACAUUCAAUAAAAUUCAUACUCUACAAAGUUUUGUUCGUGAAACCGCUAGAAUGAAAUUUAUCAAUCACUAUUAUUUGAUAAUCAUUUCAUAGGAAAAAUGUAAAAGUGAUGAAUAAAUCAACUACCAACAUGAAAA
Athalia rosae (coleseed sawfly) is the source of this 2682-nucleotide messenger RNA. It is a transcript of the gene Indy, whose product is annotated as protein I'm not dead yet. Lineage: Eukaryota; Metazoa; Arthropoda; Insecta; Hymenoptera; Athaliidae. The transcript has 10 exons. Gene Ontology annotation, cellular component: membrane. Gene Ontology annotation, molecular function: citrate transmembrane transporter activity; succinate transmembrane transporter activity. The coding region runs from base 259 to 1983 and encodes 574 amino acids. Gene Ontology annotation, biological process: monoatomic anion transmembrane transport; citrate transport. The record is from RefSeq and is a predicted model, not a curated record.